Molecule: messenger RNA, 5199 nt
Organism: Sodiomyces alkalinus F11
Lineage: Eukaryota; Fungi; Ascomycota; Sordariomycetes; Glomerellales; Plectosphaerellaceae
Exons: 8
Coding region: 1-5199 (1732 amino acids)
Source: RefSeq, a predicted model, not a curated record
AUGACGACCCAGCUGCUGGCCACAGAGCUCGCCAACCUCAUCCAGGAGAGCAAGAGGAAGCACAAUGAUCUGAGACAAGCUGCCGAAAAAGCUCUCGAGGAGCUGAAGGGCAUCCGGGCAGCCAACGAGGCUCAAGCUGCCGCCGAGCUCGCCCAGCGUCCCAACUUUGUCAACCCCUUCAUCAUCGCCUGUGGCACCAGGAACGCCAAAUUCACCUCCAUCGCCAUCGUCUGUCUCCAGAGGCUCAUCGUCGCCUGUGCCCUACCACGGGGCAAGCUGAACCAGGUCCUCGAGGCUUUGCGUGAGGCUACGUCCUCUGGCCUCGAUGUCCAGCUCAAGAUCCUGCAGGCCCUGCCGUCACUACUUCAAAACUAUGCCCAUGAUGUCAGGGGCGACCUCCUGAUCACCAGUCUCAACAUUUGCUUCAUCCUACAGACCAGCAAAAACGCCAUCGUCAACAACACAUCCGCUGCCACCCUGCAGCAGCUCGUCGUUUCCGUCUUUGACAAGGUUGUCUCGGAAGACAGGUCUGUCGCUGGUGAAGUGCCAGUGGGUGAAAAUACCCUCCAGCUGGGCACGGCCGCCCUAGAUGCAUACCGAGUCUUUCACGAUCUCUGUCUCCUAACCGAAAACCGACGCCCCGAGUACCUUCGCUUUGCCGGCCUGCCGCAGACCUUUGGCUUGGAGCUGAUCGAAUCCGUACUGACCAACCACGCCGCCGUCUUCUUGACCCAUCCGGAGCAAGCCUACAUCCUCCGCAGUCGGGUCAUGCCCUUCCUCACCCGCGCCUUGAAGGACAAGCCCAACUUUGCCACCACCGUCCGUCUCCUUCUCGACCACGACACCACCCUGUGGAAACGAUCUCUGUGCAUGGAGGUCUUCCGUGGCAUCUUCGCCGAGCACGCCCUCCUCAGGAGGAUCUUCAUGCUCUACGAUGCCAAGGAAGGCGAGAAGGACAUCCUGAAGACCCUGACAGCCACUUUUGUGCGACUGAGUACCGAGAAGCCCGCCGUCAUUGGUCUUGGCCACCAGUCGACCCUUCCUGUGUCUAACCCGUAUGGCAACCCCAACGCCGCCACCGACCACGCCAUGAUCGAGGCGGGCGGCGUCACCGGAAUCAUCGGCACGUCGGCCGGAACCGAAGGUUCUACCACCGGCAUUAGUGCCCAGUGGAGUACCAUGCGCGUCCCCUGCAUCGACCAGCUAGACAAGACCGAGCCCCCGACGAUCCCCGAGUCGUACAUCUACAGCCUCAUCUUGUCCUGCAUCUCGUCCCUCUCCGAGGGCAUCGCCAAGUUCAUCUUGCCCCUCACCGUCCCUGCGGAAACCCGUAGCCGGAAGCGGGCCGCCAAACAAGCCGCGGAUCGCAACUCGCCGGCCCCUACGCCAGAGGGAUCACCCCGUCCGCUCGGCCCUAAAACUCGGCUCGAGCGGUCGGGGUCGGGAUCGUUCAAGAGGAAUCCUGUACCGCGUAACCCGCUGAAGCUGGAGGAUCACCCCUUGUUCGCUGAGAUCAAGACCUGUGCCUCUAUCGUGGAGGAGUGCUGGCCCGCCUUCCUCGCGACUUGCUCGACCUUCCUCUACGCUGCGCUUGAUUCCGAGUACUACCACGGCCUGGUCAGGGCCUUUCAGAAAUUUGCCCAUGUAGCCGGCCUCCUACAGCUCGCCACCCCCAGAGAUGCCUUCUUGACCACCUUGGGCAAAGCCGCAGUCCCGCCCAACGUCUUCACUGCCUGCCUUAACACGGGCCCUCCCCGGACGCCGAGCGUGGACGCUUCUGCUUCUGCCACCACCCCCGGCAGCCUCUUCAGCAACGCCAAGGGUCUCCUAAGUGUCGAAAGCCUGGUCAACCCAGCAUCCUCGGCCGCCGACGGGAGCCGGCAGCCUUCCUUCGAGGUCGGCGCCGCGGCAUUGACUACGCGAAACCUGCUCUGUCUGCGCGCCCUCCUGAACCUCGGCAUCGCGUUGGGUCCAACCCUCGGUCCGUCAUGGCGCAUCAUUCUAGAAACCCUCCAGCAGGCCGACUUUGUCCUCUAUUCCACCAGCAAGACCGCCGGCAGAACGCCGACCGUCACCAGGGGCCAGGACCCCCAGGCGGAAAGCGAGGCCGACGCGCUUUUGGCCAACUUCGGCUCGGAGACGCGAGCUGUCGAGACGGCAGCUUCUCGCCUGAUUGAGAGCACUGUCGACUUUCCCAACGAGGCUUUCGUUCAAGUGGUGGAAGCUACGUGCGACCUUCUCGACCGGAGGCACGACGACAAGCUCAAGGCCGAGGAGAAGGCCAAGGCCAAGGCCAACGCGAACCGCCCGCAGUCACCACCCUCCGGCGGAAGUGCCGGCGCGUCGCUGAAAGCACCUUCCCCCGGCCCUCACCGCCGACUGAUGAACGUGUCGACUACGGCCGCUGCUGGGCCCAACCAAGAAGACCAAUUCGCCCUUGCCAAGCUGGGCGACGUCGCCACCAUCAACGUCGAGCGUCUUCUCGCCUACCCUCCCGAGGUAUCGGGGUGGGCCACUCUGGUCUCCGAGCUCAUCCGCACUCUCGGCUCGUCCUUGAUGAACGCCUCCGUUCGGUUGAGGGCCGCCGACAUUCUCGUCAAGCUCGUGCUCGAGUUUGUCAACGUUGCCACUUCGCUGGAGGCCGAGCAGCGGGGCACCGUGCAGCUCCAGGCGUCGGAAGCCCUCCGGGAUGCCCUCGUCCCGCUGCUCCGGCGAGAGGAUCGCGAGGCCACCGUGGCCACCCAGACUACCGACGUGGAUGUCCACAAAGCCAUCCUCGAAGGACUCACGACGCUCUUGGAGAACUGCGGCGAGUCCCUUGUCAGCGGCUGGCAGAUUACGUUCGAAAUCAUCGACUCCAUUUUCAAAGGGGGGGAGGGCGUGCCUGGUCGAGAGGACUCCAAGGGGGGCGGAUUAGCGACCCGAUCGCCAAAGCUGGUCAGGUCGUCCUUUAACUCCCUGCGGCUCAUCUGCUCCGACUUUUUGGCGUCUUUGCCCAAUUCCUGCUUUCUCAUUUUGGUUGAUACCCUUUACAAGUUCUGCUCGCAAGACGACGACUUGAACAUGGCAUUGACGACUGUCACGUUCUUCUGGGUGCUGUCAGACUUCCUCUCAGGAAAGAACACGUCGAUGCGUAUCACGUCGCAAAUGAUGGACGGGUCGGAUGCCCUGGCCCUUGCCAAGAGGGCCUCCAAGGGAGAGGAUGACGAGGCAUCCAACGCGGCGCUGUGGAUGCUUCUGCUUCUGCGCCUGACCUCAGUGACAACUGACCGGCGGCUAGAACUCCGGAACAGCGCCGUGCAGACGUUGCUUCGAAUUUUCGAUGCAUAUGGCGACAACCUGGACACCGAGGCGUGGCAUACCUGCGUGAAGCAUGUCAUCUUCUCACUCUUGUCGUCCAUGGAAGAUGAACUUGAAGCUUUGACAGGAGACGAAACCGACGACGAAGAGCGCAAGGCCUGGUACGGUACAUCCGUUCUCGUCCUCGGUGGCAUUUCGGGGCUCUUAGCUUCUUACCUCGAAGUUCUUGCGAAGCACCCGUCCUUCAACUCGCUUUGGCAGGAACUUCUGGGCCAUUUCACGACGCUGCUGGACUUUAACGUGCUCGAUAUCAACACGGCCACCUUCAAGGCUCUGGGCAACAUCUUGAAUCAAAGCCAGCGGGAUGAGAAGUGUGCUGUUGUAUUCGACAACGGGACGGUCACGGCGGUGUGGAGGCUCUGGUCACGCGGCAUACCAGGAGGGCAAGACGGCGGCAGUCGCCGUCGCCGUCGCCCCGAGAAUGCAGACAACCAGGACUGCCUCGUCGCCUACGUCGGCGCGUUCCACGACGUAUACCGACUCGUGGAGGCGGACCUAACCGUGGCGCAUGUUGAUCGGAUGCUCGCGCUGUUUCGCGGAACGCUCCAACGGGCGACGGUGGCGGGAGCGUAUGUCAGCGACGUCGAGAAGGCCACGCCGCUCCAGAACCAGGUCAUGGAAGCCAUCAAGGCCAUCCGAACCGACCUGGCCGGGGUGCCGGCCGUCAUCAUCUCCCAGGUGGCCGAGCUUAUUCGGCUUCCGUUCCAGGGCGAUACGGCGGCCCAGGCCGAACAGGGCAGUACACCUUCGUCGAAGCGGACCUUCGUGGCAAUGUCCAAAGCCAGCAUGGAGAUCCUACGGGACUUGGUCCUCCAGAAGUCGGCAGACCCGGACAUCUACUCCAGCGGGGCGGUUGCCUCGGCACUCUCGGCCCUCGCCCAACCCAUCACCUCGAAAUACGGGUUCGCCGUCGUGGUGACCAGGUCGGCUCAGCCCUGGCGGCUCGCGACGGAGGUGACGCUCGCCGUGCUCGAAGCCGUUCUACCCAAACUCCACACCCUCCACGGCAUCCCCCGGAAUACCGUUCAGGAGAUCUGGGAAACCGUGGUUCGGAUUGCGGACGGCAUCGUCAGCGCCGACAUGGCCUCCUCGGCCUCUUCCGCUGCAGCCAAUAUUGCCGACGACGAAUCUUUCGACAUCUCUUCCUUCCAAACACUCCGCAAACUCAUCACGCCUGCUCUCGGUGCCGAAGUCAUCCCCGACAGAACGCGAAAGUCGUACGCGGAAAGCCUCUUCCGGACAUGCAUCAUCCAUGCGCCGCCUCCCAGCGAACAAGCCACCCUCAUAUACGGAAACAACUCGGACGGCGGCGCAGGUCUCGCAGCUCUGUACAAGUCCAGGCCGGGCCGCACCGUGGAUCCACUCCCGACACGCCGCGCGAAGAUGAGCUACGUCUGUCUCGACGAGCUCUUCGCGCUCAUAGCACUCCAAGACGAAGAAGCCGACGGUACAUGUAGCGAAGAUCCGGGCGAUGACAUGAAGCAGGCCCUGGCCCUCCGCGUCCGCAUGGCGCGGGUAGCGGCCCCCUUGGUCAUCCUCCGCGCCGGGCUAACGCUCCGCGGCUUCAUAGCGGACCAGCCCCUCCGCGGCCGCAUGCCGCAGCCGCUAUCGCAGCGCCGCGAGCUGCUGCAUGUGCUGCGCGCGCUGGUCGACUUGCGCAGCCGGCCUGAGGCGAUCCCGGACGCGCCGAAUGUGGACUGCGAAUCGCGCAAGCACUUGUUAAGGCUGUACCCUUUGCUGGUCCAGACUGUGCGGGUCGCGGGCGCGGCGGGGGAUGAGGGUGUUUUGGCGGUUGGGACGGAGGCGUUGGGUGUUGUGGGGUGUGAGUUGGGGGUGUGA